Molecule: messenger RNA, 3060 nt
Organism: Durusdinium trenchii
Lineage: Eukaryota; Dinophyceae; Suessiales; Symbiodiniaceae
Source: the annotation of a GenBank genome assembly
AUGGCUGCUAGCAUCACUACGGUUUGGGACAAUGGAGAUAGCACUGAAGUAGCUCGUGUCGAUGAUCAAGGAAGCGACCGGCCUGCUUCCAGUGCCAGAGCAUCAGCGAAAAGCCGGGCAGCACCAAAGACAAAAGGUCAGGCCAAGCGUGCAGCAAGAGGCCAAGCUGCCGUGCUUAGCACCUCCUUUACUUCAUGGAAAGACAAUCACCUACGGGAUUGCAUGGAACAUUCCGAGAAGGACCUGGCAUCAAAGGACAAAACCUCAGAGCUGUCAAGCAAGUCCUUGCGGCUGGCUUUUUACGGUAUGUUUCGCAAAGCUCCCAAUGGCAGUUUGGAUACGUUCGUGAAGGCAGAUUUGAUGGAAGGUUUGAAGAAUGACUAUGAUGCCUUGAAUCAACCAUUGCAGAAGGAUCAGAAGCAUUGGUGCAUGUCAUUUUUUCAGACAGUUGCCACUACUGGCAAGAAGAGCAGCAAUGUGGUGGCUGCACCUGAUUUGAACCUUGACAAUGCCAAAGAGAAGUCGCUGACAUCGGGGCCAGGACCAACUUUGAUGCCAGGCACAAACACUGACAACAGCUUGGUUCAUGUUCCUCCUGGUGGCGCCAUUCAGCAGAAGCGUUCAGCAUCACCUUCUAGCCCUACACCUUUUCCAAAGAAGAAGCGUGUGGCAGUUUGCAAAUGCAAGCUUCGUCGUGAGAAGUGCGAUGUGUGCAACAGUGGCUUCAUUGAGGUUGUCAUGAAAGGGGACCAACCUGAGUUCAUGGAGGUCAUGUUGACUGAGAAACGAGUUCCGGUGUGCAGUUGCAUGGAGGAGCGGACACAUUGCGAUGCUUGCAAGAACGGGUUCAUUCAGGCAGUGGAAAAAGGAGAUAACCCAACUUUCAAGACGGUCAUUGUAGAAGAACCGAUUCAACCUGAUCCCCCAGCCACUCCAGCACUUGGUGAGCCAGCCGUGGAGAAGAAGACUGCGUCAGCAGCAGAUGGCAGACCUGAAGCCAAGCCUAAAGAUGAUCCUACUCAUGGCACUGGUGGCAAGGCUGAGCCAAAACCGAGUGAACCUGAACAACAGAAAGGCGUGGUGUACAAGAGUGAUGCACUGGACCCCAUUUGGGGGAAUCCAGUAUGGUUUGCUCCAAGUGACGCUGGGUCACCAGAUCCAGCACUGCUAGAGAAGAAGAUUGCGGAGCUGAACUACCCUGACUUGAAGCCACUAGUGUGGACCAAGGAUCCAAAACCUUUGGUGGUCGCAGUCGAUGGUCCCAACCAAGAUGACCCCAACACUGGCCCUGCAGAUGAUGAUGACGAGGAGCAAUCAGGUGCAAGCAAUGCCUCCAAUGAUAGCGAUGAAGAGCAUGAUCAGGAUGUGCAUGAUGCAUCCAUGGCAUGGCUGCAAACCAUCUUGAAGGCUUUUGGAAUGAUGCAUGAUGCAGCUGUCCUUCAAUCCUUUGGGAUAACGACCGAUUGCAGUGGCCCUCCAAUUUGUGUUGAAGAUUUGGACGAGUCUGGACAAUCAUGGGUCAUGGCUGAGAAGAAGCUCCUCCAUGACUUCUGGGUCCUCAUUGUUGAGAUCAGUGCAGCCAGGUGCUGGAGCCAGUCACUGUUCUCAGACUGCCCGCCAAACUGUUUCCCAGCAGUUUUGCAUGGAAGCCCGCAAGUUGCCCAAAGUCAUGUGGACUACCAGAAGAGGUUGUGGCGUGCAAUCAUUGCAGCUGAGUCGCACGUUCGUGAUUCCAAGGUUGCCAAGCGAUCCAGGCAGUCAGUGCAGGAGAUUCUCAAUGACCUCGCCUGGAGCAACUUGCAGUUGGCACGAGAACUGUGCUUGAUUUGCAGCAUUGGUGGUUGGAAUGCAAAUCAUGAGAUCAUUCAGGAGGUGGCUCUAGCCAUGACAGGGUGCCCACAAAACACCAAGUAUGACUUGGAGGAUGGGUUUGCUCAUUUAUCGAGUUUGAGCAAGCUUUCUAACCUGAGCACUGCCAUGAACAAGUCACUGGAGCUUAGCUCAACAGACUUUGAACUUGAUGUUCCCAUUGCCUUGCAAGACUUCAUCGUUGUUCUGCGUCAAUGCGGAGACGAAGAACCACUUGUUGUUGCUGGCUUGAAAUCAGGUGUUGCUUUGAAUAUGACGCAUUUGCGCCUGCUUCAUGCUCACUACAAGUUUGCCUUGCCUAGCAAGGGGAAAGGCAGUGGCAAAAAUGGCAACGUUAUCAAGAUCGACUUUGUGAAGGCCCUACUGGAGUGUUUAUUCCCUGACAUGACGGAGGAGCAGAAGCAGGACCUGAUAGAUGGAAUGAUGGGCAAAAAAAUGCGACAUGUCCAGAGAGAAGCUGGCAAGCACAGCAAAUCAAUCGUAGCUGCCUUCAAUGGUUUGGAGCAGCAAGAUUUGAAGGAGUUUGCAAAGCUGACUGAGGUUGCAUUGGAUGAGUUGCAACUUGAGAAUGCUCGGGAUCGACAAAACAGGUCUUCUCCAGUGGCAACAGCUUCACAGCAGCAUGAGACCCCGGCAGUCCUUGCUACACUGUGUCCACCAGUGAAGGGCACACUGAUCUCAAGGCAUCCCAAAUUGAUGCGGUAUCAGGCAUUUUAUUUGUCAAUGCCAACCAAGGAACGAAACAGCAACUACUUUGCCUUCUGGCCGGACGGCGGCUGCUUGAUCACCGGCACCGACUCGCAGCGGGUCAUGGCCGAGAGCUACGAGGUGAUCUCAGGCCACAGCGAAGUGGCUUCGGUGACCGCCGCGCCAGAGACGAUGGCGCACAUGGCAGAGAUCGAGAUCCCCAUCUUCGGCUUGGACGUGGGACAACUCGCCGCCAAUGACCAGCACCUCUUGGAGGGGCGGUCGCUGGGCGACAGGUAUGCGGAGGCCAUCGCGAAGACGCUCGCGCUGCCGGUGUCGGAGAUCAAGGAAGGUCCAGAUCAAAACGACUUGGACGCACAGGUGCACUUGAGCCCUGGGGUGGGAGGAGGUUGUAUCCUCACCGCCUGGACGCCCAACGAGCCUGUGAGCAGUCGGGCGCCCACAGUCGCCAGAAGUCACGCCAAACGAAUGCAGAACCAAUGA